AUGAGUAAACCAAAUGAGGAAGGAUACAAGGAAAAAUACUACAUAGUAGCGAAUUGGGAACCAUUCGACAAAUACGAAUAUUACUUUAUUGCCUAUUUAAUUCAGCUGGCUUUUACCAUUUGUGCUGAAAUGUAUACUAUCUUCUGCGGUACAUUUUUCUUAUUUAUUAUUGAGAAUGUCGUUGGUAGAAUAUUUGUACUGCAAUACAAGUUUAGCAAAUGUUUUGAUACCGCUCGAGUUUUAUGUGAAAACCAUAGAUUGUCCUUUAAAGAUGCCUCCAAUAUCGUGGUAAAGGGAUGCAUACGGGAGCAUCAACAAAUUAUAUGGUUUAUGAACAACAUGGAUAAUACCUUUAGAAGAUACAUUUUUGUUGAUUUUCUAUGUACAUCUUUUGGUUUGUCUGUUGUCGUUCUACAAUUUUUAUUGGGAAGCCACGGUUUGAUCAAAGCAAUUUUUUGCAGUAGCUGGUACAAAUUAGAUGUUAGUGCCCAAAAACUGUUAAUAUUCGUCAUUUUCAGAGCUCAAAAACCUUUAACUCUAUCGAUAGGUCCAUUCAGAAAAGUGGGGGUCGAGUCAAUGAUUGCUGUAAGUGAGUUCUGUUACGUAUGA
Messenger RNA from Diabrotica virgifera virgifera (western corn rootworm), 609 nucleotides. RefSeq lists its product as uncharacterized. The coding region runs from base 1 to 609 and encodes 202 amino acids. Gene Ontology annotation, biological process: detection of chemical stimulus involved in sensory perception of smell; sensory perception of smell. The record is from RefSeq and is a predicted model, not a curated record. The transcript has 3 exons. Lineage: Eukaryota; Metazoa; Arthropoda; Insecta; Coleoptera; Chrysomelidae. Gene Ontology annotation, molecular function: olfactory receptor activity; odorant binding. Gene Ontology annotation, cellular component: plasma membrane.